Lactuca sativa (garden lettuce) is the source of this 1188-nucleotide messenger RNA. RefSeq names its product replication protein A 70 kDa DNA-binding subunit E. Gene Ontology annotation, cellular component: nucleus. Gene Ontology annotation, molecular function: DNA binding. NCBI's taxonomy places the organism in Eukaryota, Viridiplantae, Streptophyta, Magnoliopsida, Asterales, Asteraceae. Gene Ontology annotation, biological process: DNA replication. The record is from RefSeq and is a predicted model, not a curated record.
CCCUUCUAUAUUCCCUCGCAUUUAUCUUCACUCUCUAGGGUUUUCAAAACCCUAAAUCACUGAAAUUACGCUUCUUCCGAUCAAGAUUAUGGCAGUCAAUCUUACUGCGGGCGCAAUAUGGAUGCUAUCGACUGGGGAAUGGCAAACGAUGGAUCUGAAACCGGUGCUUCAGGUUAUUGAUAUUCUGGCUUUUCAGACGCAAACUCCGACCGAGGGUGGUGAAGAAAACAUGCGGGAUAGGUACAGGGUGUUGUUAUCCGAUGGCUAUUUUCAUCGACAAGGGGUGCUUUCUGCUAAUCGCAGUGAGUUGGUUACCUCUCAACAGUUGCAGAAGGGUUCCAUUGUUAAGUUGACUAAGUUUCUUUGUAUCACGAUCCGUGAACGCAUUCUUAUCAAAAUCAUCGAUCUCAAUGUGAUUCUUGGUGGGUGUGAUAUCAUUGGCGACCCAAAGCCAUUUCCACAUGAACUUCCUAGUAACAAUCAAUUCAUAUGGAAGACCUUAACCCAGAUUAAAGAUGAAAAGCUCGGGACUUUUGGGAAUACUGAUUACAUCACAGUGAAUGCCACAAUCUGGUAUAUAAAAAGAGACAACUUUUGUUACACAACCUGCCCUAUCAUGUUAGGUGAUCGAAAAUGCAGCAAAAGAGUUGUGAAUAAUGGAGAUGGGAGAUGGAUAUGUAAGAAGUGUGAUCAGAUUGUUGAUGAAUGUGAUUACAGAUAUGACCUGCAACUACAUAUUCAUGAUCAUACUGGUUUGACAUGGGUAAAUGCAUAUGAGGAAACUGGUGAGGAGAUAAUGGGUGUUUCUGCUAAAGAUUUGUAUCUAUUGAAACAUGAAGAUGAAGAUGAGGAUGCGUUUAUGGAAGUUGUUCAUGGUGUUUUGUUUAGUGAAUACAAGUUCAAGUUAAAAGUCAAGGAAGAGUUUUUGGGUGAUGAAGCACGAGUGAGAUCCAUUGUUGUGAAAGCUGAGAAGAUAAAGUAUUCAUCAAACACAAAGAAUCUACUUGUUAGGGUGUCGAGUGUGUCAAAUGUUUGAGUGGUAGUGUCUAUGGAUUAAAGUGAUUAACUUUAGAUGAUUGUUUAGGAGCUUUUGUAGAUCUUGUUUAUUGUUUGAAUCUAACUUUAGUUAUUAAUCUUUUUUUUUUGAUUUGUGGUUCGGAUAUGGACAAGGCUAAAUUGCUGUUUUAA